Messenger RNA from Myiozetetes cayanensis, 2394 nucleotides. It is a transcript of the gene PEAK3, whose product is annotated as PEAK family member 3. The record is from RefSeq and is a predicted model, not a curated record. Gene Ontology annotation, cellular component: actin cytoskeleton; focal adhesion. NCBI's taxonomy places the organism in Eukaryota, Metazoa, Chordata, Aves, Passeriformes, Tyrannidae. Gene Ontology annotation, molecular function: protein kinase activity. Gene Ontology annotation, biological process: protein phosphorylation.
AUGGCCAGAGCCUGGCGAGCCCGGGAUGGGCAGCGGGAGCUGCUGCGGAUCCAGGAUAUGGAGCUGGAGUCCCCCAGGCCUCCGUUGCUGCCAGGGAAAACUCCGAGGGCCAGAGGACAUUCCCGCUGCUCCAGCCUGGACCUGGGUGCCCCCGGAACGCCCACCCCCAUGGGGGACACCCCGGCCCGGGCCCCCGACCCAGCCCUCAUCUACAGCAACGUGGGAGAGCUGCGGGCUCACCUCGCCCCCCCCAAGGCGAGCCGAGGGGAAGGAGCUGGGAGAUCCCUCUCUCAGCCCAGCCAGGAGCCGCUGCCUCCCCCACUGCCCAAAAAGCAGCUCCAGCGAGCAGAGUCCCUCCCGGAGCAGGGACCAUCCCACCACUGCCAGGGUGACCCCACACCAGGGGCCGGCAGCGUCCUCUACAGCGUCCCACCAUCCCACCUGCGGCACGGGGAGGGGGCUCCCAGCCCUACCCCCACUCGGGACAGACCCUCCUGUGGACCCAAGAAGCCCCUGACCAAGUCCCGAAGCCUGGGGGAAGCCUGGAGCAGCCCCCAGAAGGGCCCGUCCCCCAGCCUGAGGGAGCUGACGUUCGGGACAGCGGACGGGGAGCUGGGGCAGCUCCUGCACAGCCCGGCCGGGGUGUGUGGGGUGCUCUUGGGCUGCCAGGCAGCCACCCUGGCCCGGCUCUCGGCUCGCAUCCAGGAGGAGCUGCGCUGGGGAGCCCUGAGGAUCCUGGAGCCGGAGCCGUGCUGUGAGAGCGGGGACGCCUGGUACUUCAGGGUGGGCUUCACCUUCGGGCACAGCCAGCUGGAGUUGGCAGCCAAGGUCCCCAAGCCGUGCUGCUCCAGCCUGGGGGUGCAGAGCUCCCUGGGGCCACACUGCAGCAUCCAACGCCUGCUCUGCCGCUUCACCGACCGCCUCCCCCGGGAGCUGCUGCUCCCAGGAAACCCUGGAGAGCAGAGCCAGUCCCCUUCCAGGCAGGAGCCAGCCUGUCCUGCCACCCACCCCGUCCUGCAGGUGCUCAUUUGUGCCGAGGUUCCCCACCAGACCCUGGCAGACUUCGUGAAGGGGUCCCAGGAGCUGCACAGGACCAGCCCUGGGCACUACGAACGCCUGGGCUGCCUCCUGCUCCUGCAGCUGUGCCUGGGGCUGGAGCACCUUCAGGGGCAGAAGGUGGGGCAGGGGGACCUCAGCCCCGAGAAGCUGCUGCUGGUGCAGUGCCCGUGUCCUCCCGGGAGCCAGCGAGGCAAGAAGGAGCCCCUGGGACUGUCCCUGCCACGGCUGCUCAUCAGCAGCUUCUUCAGGGCCAAAGAGAAGCGAAGACCUUGUUCCACCAGCCAAGAGCAGGACUGGGCCGAGGGCCUGGCUGCACCCACCUCCCCAGCAGCAGAUGAGCUGAUGCUGGGCAGGCUGAUCUAUCAGAUCCUGCACGUGGACAUCUCUCUGGAGGACGCCUUGGGGUUCAGAAGCAACAGGCUCCCCGAAAUCCCCUCCCUGUCCAUCUACUCGGCGGGACUGCGGCACUUGGCCUCGCUGCUCCUCCACAGGGAUCCCUCCAGGAGGGCCUCCAUCCCCCAGGCCAGGAGCAUCCUGCAGGUCCUGCUCUGGGGGCCACGCCAGGAGCUCUUUGCCAGGAGCAGGAAGACCCUCCCGCUGCUCCAGAGCUGGGUGGAGGUGAAGAGGGCUCUGCUGCUCCUCAGGUUUGCGGAGAACUCGGCCGGGGCAGGGGGAGAGCGCCUGGAGGAGUGGCUGUGCUGCCAGUACUUCCAGGAGGUCACUGAACACACCCUCUACCAAGUCACCCAGGAUCUCUAUGAUGCUCCCUAAAGCCAAGCUCAAGUUCAGCCCACCCAGAGGUCUCCUCAAGAGCCCAGUGGACAAAUCUGUCCCUGCCCAUGAGCAAACUAGAUGGUCUUUAGGGUUCCUUCCAACCCAAACCAUCCCAUGAAUCUGUGAAAUCCAUCAGCUCCCAGUUUUCACUGGGAAAACUGCAAAUCCAAAGCCACUUCCCCCGCAGCUCAGGAACGAUGGGAGCUGGGACCAAGCUCCCACACACAGAGGGUGUGUUUUUACACCCUCACAUGAUUUCUGGCUGAUGCUGAGUCUGGUUUACUGGAGCACCUCAGGAAACGGGGCUGGAUGGGAGCCCCAAGCACCAAUUUAGUGGCUGAUUAUCCUGAGGGAAGUUUGUAAGGUUCAGAAUUUGCACAAAACCCCCCUCAAGCCCCCUCCUGUGGCUGUUUUAAAUAACACCCCAAGCCACACCUGACAACUUAAUGCACCCUCAGCAAAGGAGAAACACAGCAGCUCCCACAGCCUGAGCCUCUCAGAAAGGAUUUGUGGCACAGCCACAAAUAAAAAUGACAGUCUGAAGGGGGAAAUGCAGCAGCC